AUGGCCAGAGUCCCCGAUAUGUUUGAGGAGCUCCAUUCCUGCUAUAGUGAAAAUGAGGAAUUUCUUUCUGAUGUUGACCAAGUCUCUCUGAGUCAGGACUCCUUCUACCCCAGGGUCAGCCCACAUCAUAAAGAGAGUUGGUCAGGAUUCGAAAUUUCUAAGACCCACCAGCUCAACUUUGAAGAGCACAUGGCAGCAUCAGUUGCCCAAAGGAAAAAAGAAAAAGAGAGAAGACUUUCUAAGAGCCAUCCCAUCACCAAAGAUUACCUGUUUAACAUUGUCAGCAUUCCAGAAAAAGAUAAAGAUAUAACCAAGUAUUCGUCAGUCUCCUUUGCCUUUCAAAACAAGAUGACUUAUACAUUCCGUUCCCUUUUAACCAACCAAACACUGACCGACCAAAACGCUCGAAGUAUAAAGCAAAUGAGACAGUACCUCAGAGCUAUCCAUCGACAAAGCUCAACACCUGAAGGUAAUAAGGGUGCUGUGACUAUAAGGACCUCAAACACACACCUGUAUGUGACUGCAAAGAAUGAAAAUGAACCUAUAGUGCUACAGGAGAUUCCCCAGACCCCUACCAAGAUUGAGGGGUCUAGCAGCCCCCACCUCUUCUAUUGGACUGAGACUGGGUCUUACAGCACCUUUGCCUCCGUCGCCAAUCCCGAGCUGUUUCUGGCGACCCAAGCCGAGGAUGGCCAGCUGGUGGUCAUGGCAAAAGGGCAACCUGCUCUCAUCCACUUCCUAGUGAUUGAGGAAAAGCCCAGACUUGAAGAACCCUGGGCACACUUGGCACAUCCUGCUGGGCAGCAGGAGCAGCAGCUUUUCUUGGAGGAGGUCCACUGGCACGAUCUGCAUUUGCAGGAGCCUGAACAGGUGCAAGAGCCACCAUUCUCGCAGUUACAUUUGGGAUCCAUGGCUGGCAGUCCUGACGUCAUGUUGCUGGUCUUCCAGCUAAUGACACAGGGGCUCUUGCUCAACAGGGAGUCACCGGGCACACAAGGCUCUGAGAAGCUGAGGCUCCUGGAUCUUAGGCCUGAGCAGGGCCUGAAGAGGGGCCUGGGUUUUGUGGGAGUCGGGCUGGGCUGGGAGUUCACCCUGAGGCACCAGAGGUGA
Molecule: messenger RNA, 1110 nt
Organism: Dromiciops gliroides (monito del monte)
Lineage: Eukaryota; Metazoa; Chordata; Mammalia; Microbiotheria; Microbiotheriidae
Gene: IL1A
Product: interleukin 1 alpha
Exons: 9
Coding region: 1-1110 (369 amino acids)
Biological process (GO): positive regulation of gene expression; inflammatory response; regulation of nitric-oxide synthase activity
Cellular component (GO): extracellular region
Molecular function (GO): interleukin-1 receptor binding; cytokine activity
Source: RefSeq, a predicted model, not a curated record